Blepharisma stoltei is the source of this 788-nucleotide messenger RNA. NCBI's taxonomy places the organism in Eukaryota, Ciliophora, Heterotrichea, Heterotrichida, Blepharismidae. The record is from the annotation of a GenBank genome assembly.
AUGAAAAGUUAUUCUCAAUGAAACAGAGUUAUUAGAAAUUAUCCUCAACAUUUUUCUGCUGGCAUGACUAAAUAUAAAAUUUUUGACUGGGCGUAUAAACUUGUCAAGACUCGGUGCUUUAGAAAUCCAGCUGGAGAGCUUGCUCUUAUUCCAGUUGCUGAAUUGCUGAAUCAUGGAAAUAAUUGUGCUUCAUAUAAUUGAUAUAAAGAAGAAUCAAAAUUAAAUGAUAGACUAAUGAUAUCGCCUUCAAAUAAUAUAAGUGGUUUAGUGAAGGAUUUAGUCGCUAUAGAGAGUUUGAUGAUUGACCAGCAGCCGGCAAAUAAUAAUUAUAGUAUAAUGAUAAAUACAGAUCCAAACAGCCACGUUGAAACUGGAAAAGAAGUAUUUCUAUCAUAUGGGGAAUAUCCAAACAGGACAUUACUGUUGGACUAUGGAUUUUCUUUGAAUGAAAACACCUAUGAUUAUGCAAUAAUUAGUAUUACAACUGAUGAUAUAUCAGAAGGUCUUUUUUUAGAAAGUUUAGCAAAUAAAGAAAAAUAUUCGUUUAUUGUCAAGAAAAAUGAAUUAUGCAGAGGUAAAACAAAUAAAUAGAACUGAUUUUUUUAUUGAAAAGUUUUGAUACCCAUAUAUCUAAUUUUGAAGGAGAAAGAAAUGCUAUCAAUUUAGCCUUAAAUAUUAUUCAUCGCAAAUUGAUGGACUUUCCAACUUUAAUUGAUGAAGAUCAGAAAAUUUUAAACCAUUCUCUUAAUUUCAGAAACUUCGCAGCAGUAAUAAGUAAAGAAGGUUAA